AUGACAAUCAUAUUACCAGUUAUAAGCCACGUAGUGGAUGAGAUCUUAUUGGAAUUUCUAUCAAAGAAACAAUAUGGAGACCAUCUCUCCGCUAGUAAUUGCUCUGAUGGAAACCAAAACAACAACAACAAAGACGACAAUAACAAUAACAAGAAAUCCUCCCAGGAUGAGUUUAAAGAAGAUGUGUUCAACUGGGCUGAUGAACCAUGGACUCCCUGUGAUGAUGUUGAGGUUCCAGACUGGGCCAAGAUGGAAGAUCCGACAUUCGACAACUUCAAUUCUGAGUUGAUAUGGGCUGGAGACCCAUGGGUUCAGGUACCACUAGUCGGUUUUCCAGCUUGGAUGUUGCUUCCCGGGAUCGACUACCCUGUAGAGGCAGAAGAUCCCGUGAAUGACACCCCAGUCAAUGAUGAAGAUGAUGCUGCAUUUUUAUCAUCUGGUAUAGAAGUAGCUAAUUGGAGUGACGAACCUUAUUUUCAGUCACCUCUAGAUGUGCCAAGAUGGGCCCUGCUACCCGGCAUCGACUUUCCAGUUCGUCAUGGAUAUAACAGCCCCUACUGGACGUAUAAAUUGAACCAAUACAACAGUUCAAGACGACAGUUUGGAAAGAAAAUGUUUGCUAGACAAUUACCUACGUUAAGAGAGGAACGGGAUGUGUAUAACAACAACAGACAGUCCAAGCUGUGUGUACCUGAUAAUUUUCAGAGAAGAAAUCACAGAUUUUAA
This is a messenger RNA of Lottia gigantea (owl limpet), 726 nucleotides long. RefSeq lists its product as hypothetical. The record is from RefSeq and is a predicted model, not a curated record. The transcript has 4 exons. The coding region runs from base 1 to 726 and encodes 241 amino acids. NCBI's taxonomy places the organism in Eukaryota, Metazoa, Mollusca, Gastropoda, Lottiidae.